Messenger RNA from Penicillium diatomitis, 2856 nucleotides. Its product is annotated as DEAD/DEAH box helicase. The transcript has 9 exons. The record is from RefSeq and is a predicted model, not a curated record. Gene Ontology annotation, molecular function: nucleic acid binding; ATP binding. Lineage: Eukaryota; Fungi; Ascomycota; Eurotiomycetes; Eurotiales; Aspergillaceae. Bases 1 to 2856 code for a protein of 951 amino acids.
AUGUCAACAUCGGCCCAACCAUCCAGGUUUCAGUCGCGCGGGUUUGAGACUUCGGUUGAUAUUGCCCGUCGUCAAACCUACCAGGUGGCUCCCGUCGCAGGAAUCAAAAGGCCAGCAGAAACGAGAGGCGCUGAUGUCACAGAGCUCAAGAGUGAGGCUGUGGUGGAAGGUGCACUCCAACAUAGGCCGAGGUCUCUUGUUGAUGAACUAGAAGAAUCGGGAUCUUUGGAAUCCGCAAGGGCCUCGCUUGUCACCCCGCCCAAUCGAUUUCAUCCUAGUAAGAUCCGUUCUGGUCCUGGCGCGAGCGUCAGGAACGAAAAUGAGCCCAAGGCUUGUCAGAAAGAUGCUGCACCUCCCAGUGCCAGUCAGAACCCAUUGUUAUUCUUGUCCAACGCCAAGUAUGGGCUGCCGCCGGCGCUUAUUGCUAAUUUUGCGGCUCUCGGCGUCAAAAGUAUCUAUCCAUGGCAGGCAUCGUGUCUCCUUGCACACGGACUGCUCUCGGGCGAGCGGCACUUAGUCUAUACAGCUCCCACCGGCGGUGGCAAGUCCCUCGUUGCCGAUGUAUUAAUGCUGAAACGAAUUAUCGAGAAUCCCACGCGCAAGGCGUUGCUGGUGCUUCCCUACGUCGCACUUGUUCAGGAGAAGCUAAAGUGGAUGCGUCGUAUCACGGAAGGCGUGGAAAGAAAUGUACAAGACGAUCAAGAAGAUCAUAAUGCACCGUUCCCUCGUAAACGAUGGAAGAAAUUGCAGAAACAGAUUCGAGUCACCGGAUUCUUUGGAGGCAGCCGGACCACGGCGACAUGGGCAGACACUGAUAUUGCCAUUUGUACAAUAGAGAAGGCCAAUUCUUUGAUCAACACUGCCAUCGAGGAGUGUUCAAUUGGCCAACUAGGCGUGGUGGUGUUGGAUGAACUACACAUGUUGGAUGAUGAGCAUCGCGGCUAUCUACUAGAAUUGAUGGUGACGAAGCUGCUCCUGCUUCAACAAGACAUUCAGAUCGUCGGUAUGAGCGCAACGCUUUCAAACACGGAAAUGCUUGCGCAAUGGAUGAAUGCCAAGUUCUUUAUUUCAACUUAUCGUCCCGUUCCAAUUGAUGAAUAUCUUGUCUACGAGAACGCUGUCUAUCCGGCAGCAACUUCGAGGCAAUUGUUUCACACGGCUUCUAAAUUAACAGCUGCAAACUCAUCGGCACUGCACACAUCUGUCCCACCGGAAAGAUUGAUCGAUGUUUCCGAGCACAAAGAGCUGAGCAAUGCUGCCACGAACGCGAUGGUCGCCUUAGCCGUUGAAACGGCGUCCGCAGGUUAUGGGGCCCUAGUCUUUUGCAGCAGCCGUGGAGCAUGUCAGAUCCACGCUGCGACGAUUAGCGAGGCAAUGCCGAGUUUGAGAUCUGACGACACCGAAGAGCUGAACAAGCGCUUGGAUUUACUGGCAGAGCUACGAAGUCUUGCUUGUGGACUUGAUCCUGUUCUGGAGAAGACAAUUAUAAAGGGCGUGGGAUUUCAUCAUGCUGGCAUGACAACCGAGGAGCGAGAGCUCAUUGCACAGGCCUAUGAUCAAGGUGUACUGAGAGUGUUGGUAGCCACUUGCAGUCUUGCUGCCGGCGUGAAUCUCCCGGCACGAAGGGUGAUCAUUAACGGGGCGCGGAUGGGGCGUGAGCUAGUUGGGCCGGCAAUGUUCCGGCAAAUGUGCGGACGUGCAGGUCGCAAAGGGAAAGACGACGCUGGCGAAACAUAUUUGAUCUGUGUCAAAUCAGACCUCGAAGCCGUGUGCGAUCUACUCGAUGCUGAUAUGCCGGCGAUCGAGAGUUGUCUGGCUCCUGAGAAAAGGGGGUUGAAGAGGGCACUGCUUGAAGCAAUAGCGACGGGGCUAGUGUCUGGUGCUGAAGCGAUCAAAGAUUAUGUACGCUGUACACUCCUCUAUCGGACGUUGGACAAAAGGAUAGUCUAUACGAUCAUGAAUUCUGCCUUGCAGGAACUGAUCAAUGAAGCUCUUUUGCUUUACAAAGAUGACGAGUCCUAUGAGGCGACAUUACUGGGUCAAGCUGUGGUCGCUUCGGCCUUUUCCCCGGAAGAUGGCCUCUUUGUUCACGAAGAGCUCAAGCGAGCACUGCAAGCCUUUGUCAUGGACGGCGAUAUGCACAUCUUUUACAUGUUCACGCCAUUUCAAGUCGCCAUGAAUUCUCCCAUUGACUGGCCAAUAUUCCGUGACCAAUUAGAUCGAUUGGAUGAGAGUGGGCUUCGCGCGCUGCAGUUUGUUGGUGUACAGCCUGGGUUUGUGAACAACAUGGUACAAUCGGGUGCUCCGCUCAGAGAGAAAACGCCAGCUCAACAACUCCAGGCCCGCAUCUACCGCCGAGCAUACACAGCCUUCCAACUGCGCGACCUCAGUAACGAAGUCCCCCUCUCUACUAUUGCAUCUCGGUACCGUAUUCCGCGAGGUACGGUUCAAACUCUCGCGCAACAAUGCCAUGGCUUUGCUGCUGGAAUUGUCAAGUUCUGCCAGCGCAUGAACUGGGGCAUGAUGGCCGCGGUACUGGACCACAUGCGUGACCGACUCGAAGCAGGGGCGCGUGCAGACUUACUUGAGAUGGCGCAAGUGACCUAUGUCAAGAGCUGGACUGCGCGAUGUCUUCGGGAAAAUGGAUUCCGAAAUCUGCGAGCGCUGGCGGAGGCUGAUCCGAAGGACUUGGUUCCCGUGCUCAUGAUGGUCAAUCCGCGUAAAACACAAAGAAAUCAACUUUAUCCAACGGAAGCCGAACGUUACGCCGCCAAGCUCCUGAUAAAGGCAGAGACUAUUGUUGCCUCUGCCAGCAAGAUCUGGGCGCGUGAGAUGCAGGUCGAAGUAGAACAAUAA